CACUCAGACCUGGAAAAGGCCAUCAACACUUUGGUCACAAAGUUCCAUGCCGCUGCGGCCAAUAAAGGUCCAACGCUCCAAACCGAAGAGUUGAAAGGCCUCCUCGCCUCCCAGCUGCCCAACUUAGUCAAGGUAUGUAAGCUGCAACGGUCGGCUACAUUGCCACCGCCCUCCCCGGCCACACCUGCCAUUGAUUCUACCAGUAGGGCGUGAAUAUGACUCUUACUACCUCCCCCACUCAACCACACACAUACAGAACACACCACCUCCUAUAACUCCCAAACAAACACUCAGAAAAAGCCUGUAGGCGUCGGUUGCCGGGUUGGAUGCAAAUCCAACAUUUGCUGUAAUCUACUGUGCACUCAGUCACCAAUUGAGUUUUAAACAUGUUAGCACAUAUCAUGAGCACCUACGCUGGAUUGUAAGCUAUCUGGGUGUCCAUGAUUUAAAGGCCCAAUGCAGCCAUAUUUUCUCUCAAUAUCAAAUCAUUUCUGGGUAACAAUUAAGCACUUUACUGUUUGUUUUUUCUUGAAUUAAAAUAGUCAAAAAUAAACAAAAAUAGCUUUUUAGCAAAGGACAAUUUCUCAAGCAAGAAUUUUGCUAGGACUGUCUGAGUGAGGGGCCUAAUUGGACGACCCUAAUGAGAGGGAUAUAUAACCUGAAAACUAGAUGUUAUUGGCAGAGAGGUUUAAAAUCCUUUGUUAUUGGUCUAUUAACUUAUACCGCCCGGUCGCCAGGCAGGCCAAACUCCAUCCCACCAAAACAGGCUGAAAUUUCAGGAAGUCUUUUCAAACAGCUCUUACACUAAAACGGCAUUAUCAUAAUUUUUACAAUUUCACAGUAUUAUUCCAACCUCAUAAUGUGGAAAUGUACACUGACUGUACAGAACAUGAACACCUGCUCUUUCCAUGACAUAGACUGACCAGGUGAGUCCAGGUGAAGCUAUGAUCCCUUAUUGAUAUAACGUGUUAAAUCCACUUCAAUCAGUGUAGAUGAAGGGGAGGUAUUUUGGUAUUUUAUUAGGAUCCCCAUUAGCUGUUGCAAAAGCAGCAGCUACUCAUCCUGGUGUCCAAACAAAACAUGAAACAUGACAUAAUACAGAACAUUUAUAGACAAGAACAGCUCAAGGACAGAACUACAUACAGAGACAGGUUAAAUAAGGAUUUUUAAGCCUUGAGACAAUUGAGACAUGGAUUGUGUAUGUGUGCCAUUCAGAUUGUGAAUGGGCAAGACAAAAGAUUGAAGUGCCUUUGAACGGUGUAUGGUAGUACGUUCCAGGUGCACCAGUUUGUUUCAAGAACUGCAACGCUGCUGGGUUUUUCACACUCAGCAGUUUCCCGUAUGUAUCAAGAAUGGUCCACCACCCAAAUGAAUCCAGCCAACUUGACACAGUUGUGGGAAGCAUUGGAGCCAACAUGGGCCAGCAUCACUGUGGAACGCUUUCGACACCUUAUAGAGUCCAUGCCCCGACGAAUUGUGCAACUCAAUAUUAGGCUAUUGUUCUUAGUGUUUUGUACACUCAGUGUAUAUAAAACACAAGAAAAUCACAUUUUUGACUGCACUAGCCCUUUAAAGUUAAACGUGUUGCUAGGAACUGAAUCUGACACAUGCUUUAUUUGACAUUAAAAAGGCCAAAGUAUCUUCAUGUUGGAACUGGCUGCUUAGUUGUCUGAGGCCUAAGGCGGUUUUCCAGGACGAGUCUGAAUCUACCAGAGGGUGACAAAGAUAGCUAUGCUUCUGAAAAACAGGAAAAGGUCAGUUUAAAUAUAUGAACAAGUGAUGAAGGUUUAAGGUUGUUCUCUCAUCUGGAGGGUGAUUAAACGAUCUGACAGAGAAGUAAAUAACCGUUUUCCUUAUGAACAGAGCAGAACAACUGUAGGCCUAAUCUGAAUAUGACUCCUUGCACCAAGUCGACUUCAUCCACCACUCGACAACCAAGUAGAGUAUUUCUGCUACACAAUAGUUAGCCACAACAGCUAGGACAUACAGUCAGGUCGAGUGGCCAAAGAGCUCUAUUUUCAUGUCAUCCAACAAAUGUAAACACCUGGAGUUUGUUAAAACGGUAUUGGCACUUGGAUUGGAACCGGUGCUAUGGUCAGAUGACAUGGAAAUAGAGCUCUUUGGACACGCACACCAGUGGUGUGUUUGGCGUCAAAAGAAUGCAUAAGCAGAAAAUAACCCCAUACCAACUGUAAAAUAUGGUAGUGGAUCUUUGAUGUUAUGGGUCAAUUUUGCAUCCACUGGUCCUGGGGCCCUUGUUAAGGUCAACGGCAUCAUCAACUUUACCCAGUACCAUGACAUUUUAGCCAAAAACCUGGUUGCCUCUGCCAGGAGGCUGAAACUUAGAGACAAUAACCCCAAGCACACAUCAAAAUCCACAAAGAAAUGGUUAAUUGAUCACAUUGUUUUUUUGUUUUUUUGACCACAAGAUCAACAUUUUGCAAUGGCCAUCUUAGUGUCCGGACUUGAACCCCAUUGAACACCUGUGGUUUGAAAUGAAGUGGGCAGUCCAUAAGGGCAGACGCCAGAUGUCCUGGAUCUGGAAAGAUUCUCCAAUCUCAUUAAACAUUUUAGAAAAAGGCUCAGUGCCCUUAUCCUCGCAAGGGAAGGUAUUGAAAACAGGGGUGCCAAUCAUUUUGACCCCUAUGUUUUUGAGAAGAAAACAAUUACUUCUUAAACAAAAUCUAUUUCUCUGAGCAGCUGUAUUAGUAUAAAAUAAUAUAAUUUUCCUUUUUUUUUUGCAUAUAAUAUAGCUCAGUAUUUGUAUUAUUUAUCUUGUUUAUUUUUGCUCAUCUUUAUCAAGGGUGCCAAUAAUUUUGGACCUGACUGUAUUUGUUCAUUUGUUGUGAAAGGUAAAUUAGGUUAACGGGAAGGGGCACAAUACACAACUGUUGAAGUGAAUAAUAUGCUUAAAUACCAAGUCCAUAUGUUUUUCAUUACGUCCAGUCUUAGACAUAUAUAAAACCAGAGUCUAUUUCAAAGGAACAGGAAUGAUCACAUCAUUUAAAUGGGAUUCCAGCAAACAGCUCUUUAUAUUGUCUCAGCUGUGGACCAGCGUUCAGGACAGGAAAUAUUUUCCCAAAUUAAUUUCCUAUUGUUUCCAGCAGACAGGAAGAUCCACUGUGUUUGCAUCUGCCUGGCUGGCAGCUUUAUCAAAUUUCAGAAUGAUCAUAGAUAAGACUGGCUACCCAGAUACUGCUAUUGGUUACAUCUAGAUUACCAAACAAAGAAACGGUUGCUAUAUGAAAAUAUCCAUACAAAUUAAAACGUUCCUAGAAAAAUCUAUGACCACUAGAGGGUAGCAAAGCCUGAAACAUAUGACACAGUUAAUUGACAAAGUACACACUUGCGCUGAAUACCAAAUCACUCCCUUCCCCUCGCCCCUCCAUUUGAGCAUUCACCCACACUUCCGCCAUAUGCACAAGUGUCCCAAAGCUAAGGGAGUGAAAAUGAUGGAGGGUAGAGGCUAAUUAUACCCUUUGAUAGCCACUUCCACUGAGCCAGCAAAGCUGCCGGAAUCAGAGCAAAGUGGAAUCCCAUAAGGCACCGAGUUAUUUUGGAGUUAUUUUUUAGGCAAAAUGUGUAGAAUUUAAAACUGCAACAUUUUCUCUCAGCCUCAUGGCAAAAUUUGUAGAAAAGCAGCAAAUCUGCAUUAAAACAGCUAAUUGUGUUCUCUUUCCCAUGGAAAAAUUUGUAGAAUUGCAGGAAAUUUUCUUUUAAACUGAAAAAUUAUAUUUCAGCCUCAUGACAAAAUGUGUAGAAUAGCAUUAUAAAACUGCAACAUUUUAUCUCUGACCCAUGGGGGGGUUGGUGGGCCCCCUGGAAGUAGGUACCCCAGCACCCCAAAUGCGGUAGUCCAGCUCUAAUUGGUAAAAUACUGUAGGAAUUGCAAUUCGUAACAUUUCAUACGAAUUGGAUGAUGGACAUCCACAAAUGAAUACAUACAGUUCCAUACGAAACGUAACAUAUCAUACUAGAUGGAGGGAGAAAAAUGUAUGUUUACUAUGUUACGUUUACCCCUGAGUCCAGGUCGAUACAGCUGCAUACAGUACAGUUGAAGAGUGGCCAAUAUUGGAUUAUGAAGUCAAACAUAAUUACUGCGCUGAGGAUAUCAGUAGUACUGUUGUGAAUAUAGCCUACCGAGUAAUGUAGGCAACAAUGUUAUACGCUCAAAAGUGUAAUAGACUAAUUGAUAACUUCCUGCUAACACAUGUCUAUGCAUGAUUAUUUUAUUUCUUAUAACCUGUCCAUUAGUGCUUAUUAAGUGAUAAAUACCGUGUCCAUAUAGUGAAGAGUUGUUUUUGUGCUCCCUCCCUCCCCCAGACUGGAGGCUCAAAGCAGGGCCUGGGCGAGGUGAUGAAACAGAUGGGUGUGUCAGACGGUGAGGAAAUCACCUUCAAGCACUUCUGGAGCUUGAUCCAGUCGCUGGCUACCACGCAGCAUGAUCUUCUCAGUACUCGCAGUUGGUGUUUGUUGAUGUGA
Messenger RNA from Coregonus sp. 'balchen', 4482 nucleotides. The record is from the annotation of a GenBank genome assembly. Lineage: Eukaryota; Metazoa; Chordata; Actinopteri; Salmoniformes; Salmonidae.